CGUUCCCUAAUGCUGCAGGCUGUGGGGACCAAGGCUGAGGCAACCUGUCUUGUUUCAUAUGCCGGGCAGUGACCGGCUUCUGGUAGCCGUGAGGUGAGCAGGAGCUCCAUAUCCGCCAUGGAUGCAGUGACCUAUGAGGAUGUGCAUGUGAACUUCACUCCUGAAGAGUGGGCUUUGCUGGAUCCUUCCCAGAAGAGUCUCUACAAAGAUGUGAUGCUUGAAAACUAUUGGAACCUCACUAGUAUAGGUUACAAAUGGGAAGACCAUAAUAUUGAAGAACAUUGUCAGAGCUCUAGAAGAAAUGGAAGGUGUGUCAUCUGUCACUCUGGAUACAAGGCAUGUGAGCAUAAGGGGAAUGGAAAGAAGCAUUGUACCUCUGUCUCUCUCAGAACAACUGGGAGAUAUGUGGUAGUCCCCACUAUGAGAAGACUUGAUGACUGUGACACAAGUUUACAGUUAAUUGGUUUUCCAGCUUCCAUGGGAAUUCAUCAACAAACUCACAUUGGAGAAAAUCCUCAUAAGUACCAGAAAUAUGGAAAUGCAUCUCUCUGUACUGGUUCACUGUGCACAUGUAGUAUGGCUCACAGUAUAAGAAAAUGUUGUAAAUGCAAUCAGUGUGGUCAAACUCUGAGUUCUUCAAAUUCUCUUCAAAGAUGUGAAAAAUCUUAUACGGGAAGAGAAAAUAAUAAGUGUGAGUCAUCUGCUAAAGGCUUUAGCCAUUACAGGCAUCUUCAAACAUACCAAACAACCAAUAAUAAAGAGGCUCUCUAUGAAUGUAAUCAACAUGACAAAGACUUUAGAUCUGAUUGCUCUUUAAAAGUAUACAAAAGAACUCAUUUGGAAGGAAAACCCUAUGAGUACAAUCAAAGUUAUAAAGCCAUUGCAAUUCCCAGUCUUCAUCAUCAAGUACAUAGAAUUCAAACAAGAGAGAAAAGGUAUGAAUAUCAGCAAUGUGACAAAGCCUUUCCAUGUCCCACUUAUGUUCAAAUAUAUAAUAGAGGUUAUACUGGAGACAAACGCUAUGAAUGUAAUCAGUGUGGUAAUGCCUUUACACGAAAGAGUAGUCUUCACAAUCAUGAAAGAAGUCAUAGUGGAAAGAAACCCUAUGAAUGUAAUCAAUGUGGUAAAGUCUUUACAAAAAAGAGUAGUCUUCACAGUCAUGAAAGAAUUCAUACUGGAGAGAAACCCUAUGAAUGUAAUCAAUGUGGUAAAGCCUUUAUAGGGAAGAGUAGUCUUCACAAUCAUGAAAGAAGUCAUACUGGAGAGAAACCCUAUGAAUGUAAUCAAUGUGGUAAAGCCUUUGCAGCGAAUUAUAAGCUUCUCAGUCAUGAAAGAAUUCAUACUGGAGAGAAACCCUAUAAAUGUAAGCAGUGUGUUAAAGCCUUUGCAAAGAAGAGUAAUCUUCUCAGCCAUGAAAGAACUCAUUCCGGAGCGAAACCUUAUGAAUGUAACCAGUGUGGUAAAGCCUUUGCACAGAAGAGUAAUCUUCUCAGUCAUGAAAGAAUUCAUACUGGAGAGAAACCCUAUGAAUGUAAUCAGUGUGGUAAAUCCUUUGCAACAAAGGGUAAUCUUGACAGUCAUGAAAGAAGUCAUAGUGGAGAGAAACCCUAUGAAUGUAAUCAAUGUGGUAAAGCCUUUGCACAAAAGAGUAGUCUUCAAAGUCAUGAAAGAAUUCAUAAUGGAGAGAAACCCUAUGAAUGUAAUCAAUGUGGUAAAGCCUUUGUCCAGAAGAGUAGUCUUCACAGUCAUGAAAUAAUCCAUACUGAUAAGAGACCUUAUGAAUGUAAUGAAUGUGGUAAAGCCUUUGCAGUGAAGAAGAAUCUUCUUGGUCAUGAAAGAAAUCAUACUGGAGAGAAACCUUAUGAAUGCAGUCAAUGUGGUAAAGCCUUUGCACUGAAGAAGUAUCUUCUCAGUCAUGAAAGAACUCAUACUGGAGAGAAACCCUUUGAAUGUAAUCAAUGUGGUAAAGCCUUUGCAACAAAGAGUCGUCUUCUUAGUCACAAAAGAAUUCAUACUGGACAGAACCACAUGGAUGUAAUCAAUGUGGUAAUUUCAGAUGUGAGCUGCCAUGUGGGAGCUGGAAACUGAACUGUGUUUUCUACAAGGGGUGUUUGCUGGAGUCCUGCUACAUAGGGGUUCAGGUCCCAAAAAGGAGAUCGGGCAAUAGCAAAGUAAGGAGGUUGUCAUUAUCUUAGGGUGAAUGAGGAUAGCUGUUGCUUUAUUGAAUGAGGACUAUACCCUUUAUUCUCUAUAACUGAACAUUAGUUUAGACUCAAGCAAGAUUGAAAGGACACUUAAUGAUUCCAUGAUGAAACCAGCCAUCAACCUCAUCACAGCAUUUUUCCUGAGGCAAAAAGUGAUAAAUUCAGCAAGUAUCUUAA
This is a messenger RNA of Onychomys torridus (southern grasshopper mouse), 2381 nucleotides long. RefSeq names its product zinc finger protein 431-like. The record is from RefSeq and is a predicted model, not a curated record. Lineage: Eukaryota; Metazoa; Chordata; Mammalia; Rodentia; Cricetidae. Gene Ontology annotation, biological process: regulation of transcription by RNA polymerase II. The transcript has 4 exons. Gene Ontology annotation, molecular function: RNA polymerase II cis-regulatory region sequence-specific DNA binding; DNA-binding transcription factor activity, RNA polymerase II-specific. The coding region runs from base 118 to 2088 and encodes 656 amino acids.